GAUACAGUUUAUGUUAGGUUUGAAUUUGUUUUUCUCACGAUUUGUGCUAUUCGGUCAGCGGCGGCAAAGGCGAUGAAAUUGAUUUUAUUUUUUCUUGAGUGACUGUGAUAUUAGUUAAGAUAUUCAAAGAAAAUGGGAAAAGUUCCAAAUGGUUCAACAGAAUGUUGUACUGCCAGAAAUGUACUCUGGCAUUUAGUUUUUUUAGGUUUUGCCGUCAACUAUAUGUUGAGAACGAAUUUAAAUAUAGCCAUUGUAUCAAUGGUGAAAUACAGAAGUAAUAAUAAUCUUACACUAACAAGUGAAUGUCUGGAUAAUAAUAAAUCAAAAAUUGACAACUCUUCUCUUGCACGAGAUAGUGAACUAAAUUACAACUUGACUUCUUUUAAAAACGAAAUCUUCAUAAACGCCACUCCAGUGGAGACCCAGCCAAAUACAUUCGCAUGGAACGAAAAACAGCAAUCCAGUAUACUGGGUGCUUUCUUUUGGCUGCAUUGGCUCACACAAGUUCCUGGGGGAAUACUCGGCUCAAAAUAUGGAGCAAAGCUGGUCUUUGGUUUAGCAAACUUUACUGCCAUCCUUUGCUGCUUCUUUAUACCAAUGUCGGCUUUCAUGGGUCACCAAUAUCUCAUCGCACUUAGAAUUGUGCAGGGAAUACUAGCUGGAUUUGCGUGGCCGGCAAUGCACAAUAUGACUGCUAGGUGGAUACCUCCGAACGAAAGAAGCAAAUUUGUUACAGCUUAUCUAGGCAGUUCCAUCGGAGCAGCUCUAACCUAUCCCGUAUGUGGUUUCAUCAUCCACAAGUGGGGCUGGGAAUGGGUGUUUUACACCUCUGGAGUAGUAGGAACCGUGUGGUUUGCAGCAUGGUGGUUUCUAGUAUACGACAGUCCAGCCAAACAUCCCAGAAUUUCGCCCGAAGAGAAAGAAUACAUCCUGGAAAGCCUCGGCCAGAGUUACACGAAACAAAAAGCUCCCGUUCCCUGGAAAAGUAUCAUUUUUUCCGUGCCCGUCUGGAUGAACAUAUUAGCACAAUGGGGCGGAAUUUGGGGUUUUUUCACCCUCAUGACUCACGCGCCAACGUAUUUUAAGUUUAUUCAUGGCUGGAAUAUACAGGCGACAGGACUGCUCUCAGGACUGGGUCACGUGUUCCGAACCACCUGGUCCUAUCUCUCUGGACUUUUAGGUGAUUACUUGCUGAGGACAAACAAGAUGAGUAGAACAAACGUGAGGAAGUUAGCUACAGCAGGCUGUACUAUUGGCCAGGGUCUUUGUAUGCUGGGUUUAGCCUAUUCAGGCUGUGACUACACAUGGGCAGUGAUAUGGCUAAGUGCCGCCGUCGCAAUGAAUGGGUCAGUCUCCACUGGUCCCUUAGCCUCCGUUGUAGAUAUCAGCCCCAAUUAUGCGAGUGUAAUUCUCGGCAUUGUCAACUCCGUUGUAGCCCUGGUCGGCUUCAUAACCCCAGCAGUAGUGGGUCAACUUACAUUCCAAAACCAAACAGUCCCUCAGUGGCAGAAAGUUUUCCUUAUUUCCACGGCCAUGUUAAUAAGCACCGGGAUCCUUUUCGUUUUGUUCUCAAAAUCGGAACUGCAACCCUGGAAUUCUCCAGACAAACAAAGCAAGCAGAACGAAUCCGAAUUAAUGGUAAUGAACAACAAAGACGACAAAGCAGACGAGAAGAAAGAUACCGCCGUAACGAUUAAACAAUAAUGUGUUAAUAAACACAAUGUAAAUAUUAUUUGUUUCAAAUUGAUUUAAAUAUUUUGUUUCGACUGACUGAAUAAAGCGAAUUUUGAUCCAGUGAGAAAUAA
Messenger RNA from Zophobas morio, 1805 nucleotides. It is a transcript of the gene NaPi-T, whose product is annotated as sialin. Gene Ontology annotation, biological process: monoatomic anion transport; transmembrane transport. Gene Ontology annotation, cellular component: membrane. The coding region runs from base 133 to 1704 and encodes 523 amino acids. Lineage: Eukaryota; Metazoa; Arthropoda; Insecta; Coleoptera; Tenebrionidae. The transcript has 10 exons. The record is from RefSeq and is a predicted model, not a curated record. Gene Ontology annotation, molecular function: transmembrane transporter activity.